This is a messenger RNA of Glarea lozoyensis ATCC 20868, 1566 nucleotides long. RefSeq names its product Metallo-dependent hydrolase. The coding region runs from base 1 to 1566 and encodes 521 amino acids. NCBI's taxonomy places the organism in Eukaryota, Fungi, Ascomycota, Leotiomycetes, Helotiales, Helotiaceae. The transcript is spliced from 3 exons. The record is from RefSeq and is a predicted model, not a curated record. Gene Ontology annotation, molecular function: hydrolase activity, acting on carbon-nitrogen (but not peptide) bonds.
AUGAGUAAACCCAUACUUCUUGUUGGCGGAACAGUUUUGGUGCAUGACCAAGAUGACCAUCCUAUCCCCUGCGAAAAAGACGUUGUAAUUGAAGGAGAUGUCAUUACCAAGAUCGAAGAAAAAGUCAAUGUCGAACUCUAUCCAGAUGCUACUGUCAUUGACUGCAAGAACAAAAUUAUCUCUCCAGGAUUCAUCGAUACGCAUCACCAUCUCUGGCAAACACAAUUGACUGGACGGCAUGGCGACGACUCGCUUGUGGAUUACAUGGCGACAGGAAACUUGACGGCCUUUUUCUUCACACCUGAAGAUAUAUUUUGGGGUCAGCUAGGAGGAGCCUUGCAGGCGUUGAAUGGAGGUACGACGACGGUGGCCGAUCAUGCGCAUAUGAACUAUUCUGGAGAGCACACAAAUCGUGCAACUGACGCAACUAUCGCAUCUGGAAUCCGUUCUGUUUUCUGUUACACACCGACACCACUCGUGGCGAGCUGGGAUCAUAAUGGUCCAGCUUUAAACUGGGACAUUCUUGCAGACUGGGUAAUUCCGUACUUCUCAGAAUUGAGCCGGAAGUUGAAAGUUCAUCCGCUCUUAUCCUUGGGUUUGGCGUUCGAUGGCUAUGCAUUGGUUCCACCGCAUAUCACGAAGUCUCUUUUUGAGACUGCACGAUCGCUAGAUUGUCAGAUCAUUACUACGCAUUAUGCUCGGAACCUGCUUCUUGGAGAGCCACCGUCGGUUGUGAAGACUUUGUACGACCUAGACUUACUUUCCAAGGACUGUGUAAUAUCGCAUGCAACAGAUGCUACCCAAGAAGACAUUGCCAUGCUAAAAGAAAAAGGGGCUUCUGUCAGCUGUACUCCAGUCUUGGAGUUACAAAUGGGACUUGGGUCACCGAUGGUAUGUAAACCCGAGCUUACGGGAAAUACCAGCCUUGGGUGUGAUUCACAUAGUGUCGUUCGGGGAUCGAUGCUGGACCAGAUGCGCGCAGCCUUGAGUAAUGGCAGAGGCGAGCAAGUCAGGCUUCUGCGGGCAGCCGGAAAAUUCCCCAUGCAGAUGAAGCCAAGCGUCGAGGAUAUCUUCAACUUGGCUACUAUACACGGUGCCAGAGCUUUGGGAAUGCAAAAUAAAAUCGGUCGUAUCGACGUCGGGCUGAAAGCUGACAUUGUAAUAUGGGGAACGACAUCUCCAAGCAUGGUCUGCGCUGCCAUUCACGACCCUGUCGCAGCAAUCGUCACACAAGCUGGUACACAUGACGCCGAAUGUGUUAUCGUAGGUGGAAACAUUCGAAAAAACGGAGGCAGAUUGAUGGCAACGAUCGGCAAGAGUGACUCCCUUGAUUCUGUUGCUCAAGGUGUCAAUCAGCUAAGCUUAACCUCCCACAUGGGAGAUGGAAAAGAGUUUGAGCACGCAGUGGAACCCACAGGGAUCGAGUGGGAAUUAGUUGCUGAAAAGCUUGUCAAAAGUAGGGCUGAGAUCGAGUCCAGAAUUGCCGAGACAGGCUAUGAUGCUAAGGAGGCUAGAACGGAGUUCAUGGCUGGGUUUGGAUUCGACGCAACGUGCCUCGAAGUUUGA